GGUAUACCACAAAGAGAAAAUUAAUCAGGUAUUUAGACAAAUCAUUUGAAACGAAAUGUUCCGAACGAAUGAUAAGAAAAGCCCGGGAAAGAGAAAAACAAACAAAGACCACGUUUAUUCAAAGCUUUCAUAAAAAAAUGUCAAGGAAAAUAUAUUUUGCUGGAAGUAUUAGGGCUGGUAGAGAUGAUGCUGAUCUGUAUGCCAGACUUAUAGAACAGUUGAAACAGUAUGGUAAAGUGUUGACAGAGCAUGUUGGUAACACUUCAGUCGAAAAAGAAGAGAAAGAUUUAAGUGAGAAGGAAAUUCAUGACAGAGACAUGGAAUGGUUAAAUGAAAGUGACUAUUUAGUAGCCGAAGUAACACAACCUUCCCUUGGUGUAGGGUAUGAAAUAGGAAGGGCAGUAGAUUUGAAGAAAACCAUACUUUGUCUAUUCAGACCACAAACAGGCAAAAGAUUAUCUGCAAUGAUUCGGGGUGCAGAGAAUGGAUCAACAUUUAUAGUUAAAGACUAUAAAGAAACAGAAGCACCAUCAAUUUUUAAAGAGUUUUUUAAAGAAGAAUUAUAAAAAGUUUUUUAUCUAA
Mytilus californianus (California mussel) is the source of this 582-nucleotide messenger RNA. Its product is annotated as putative 2'-deoxynucleoside 5'-phosphate N-hydrolase 1. The transcript is spliced from 5 exons. The record is from RefSeq and is a predicted model, not a curated record. Gene Ontology annotation, biological process: deoxyribonucleoside monophosphate catabolic process. Gene Ontology annotation, cellular component: nucleus. Gene Ontology annotation, molecular function: 5-hydroxymethyl-dUMP N-hydrolase activity. Lineage: Eukaryota; Metazoa; Mollusca; Bivalvia; Mytilida; Mytilidae. Bases 69 to 566 code for a protein of 165 amino acids.